Messenger RNA from Salvia miltiorrhiza (redroot sage), 1442 nucleotides. RefSeq lists its product as uncharacterized. The record is from RefSeq and is a predicted model, not a curated record. The transcript is spliced from 2 exons. Lineage: Eukaryota; Viridiplantae; Streptophyta; Magnoliopsida; Lamiales; Lamiaceae. The coding region runs from base 164 to 1246 and encodes 360 amino acids. Gene Ontology annotation, molecular function: nucleic acid binding; zinc ion binding.
UUGAGUAUUCCACCAAGAUAGAUCAGUUUUCACAUAGAGUUGGCCUUUCAUAGGGUUACACUAUAGAAGCAAUAUACUUUAAGUAUAUCUAUGUAUGUAUAUAUAUGUAUGCAUGCAUACAGAAUGAGUCUCACUUUUGUGUUAUUUUCGUUCGUAAACUAGAAUGGAAGACGCACAAAGAGGACGCGGUAGGGGACGAGGACGUGGUCGUGGUCGUGGUCGCGGACGCGGCAGAGGAUUUAUCCCUGAAGAGCCAAUCCAACAAGUAGCACCAAAUCGUACUGCUGAAGAGAAGUUCCGCAAGGAAAAACCUCCAACAUUUGACGGGCUGGGCGACCCAACAGACGCCGAAAAGUGGAUUAGGGCCAUAGAGCGUAUCUUUAACUACAUCCGUUGCGAGGACGAAGACAAAGUAACUUGUGCAACCUACCAACUGGUGGAUGAAGCCGACUUCUGGUGGGAAUCUGUGAGGCGCACAAUGACUGAGGAACAGUGGGAAAAUUUCACUUGGAAAGAUUUCAAGACUGAAUUAUACGAGAAGUACAUACCGGGAUGCUAUAGACAGAAGAAGCAGAAUGAGUUCUGGAAUCUGAAGCAGAGGGCUGGGACAGUUACUGAGUACGAUAGAGCCUUCAAUCAGCUAUCAAGAUAUGCUCCGACGCUGGUGGACACUGAUGAGAAACGUGCAGAAAAAUUUAGGAAUGGACUGCGCCAUGAGAUAUCAAUCUCCCUAGCAAGCCAGGGAGGUCUCACCUACGCACAAACUUUGAGCAGGGCUCUUACCAUUGAGUCAUUGCUACCAAAAGAAAAAGGGAAAGCUCCGGGACAGUCUGGAUUUGUACCACCUCAAGAUGGUGGUAAAGGAAAAAGAAAGUGGAACGAGGGAACUGGAGGAAACCCUGGAAAUGGAAAUGGGAAGAAACCAUGGGUUGCUAACCAAAAUCAGAAUCAGCGUCAGAACCAACAGCCGCAAGCAAUGGGACGACCACUUUGCCCAAAGUGUCAGCGACCUCAUUCAGGGGAAUACCUGAAAGGAAUGAAUAUAUGCUAUAGAUGUGGGGAAACUGGGCACUAUGCUUCAGUAUGUCCGAAGAAGAACGGAGGAGCACCUCAACAGCAAAACCCCAGAAAUCAACAGCGACAAAAUCAGGGUCCUGGAGGACAACGGGGACAGCCACAGAAUGCUAGGGCCUAUGCCCUUAACCAAAAACAAGCAGCGGGAAACCAAGGAAACUUGGCAGGUUAAUGGCUGGUGAUGACGGGGCAGAGCUGAGGCUAGAGUUCAACUCCUUAUUUUAAUUUCCGCUGCAGAACUAGCCAGUAUCUGUCUUUUGUUCCUUAACUUAAGACCUAUUAUGUUGUGAUUCUAAAAACAAUAUCUUUUGUUGAACCUAGACUAUUAACUCUCAAAUAUUUUGAUCAGUGAUUGUUGGUUAUCUGAA